Pygoscelis adeliae (Adelie penguin) is the source of this 750-nucleotide messenger RNA. It is a transcript of the gene CFAP418, whose product is annotated as chromosome unknown open reading frame, human C8orf37. The transcript is spliced from 6 exons. Bases 1 to 750 code for a protein of 249 amino acids. The record is from RefSeq and is a predicted model, not a curated record. NCBI's taxonomy places the organism in Eukaryota, Metazoa, Chordata, Aves, Sphenisciformes, Spheniscidae. Gene Ontology annotation, cellular component: cytosol.
AUGAAAAGUUUGAGACCUAGCGAGAGAAACGCCAGGCUUCAGCCGCAGGCCUCGCUGUCUACCGGAGGGGACGGUCACUCGCUGCCCCUACGCCUACACAAACUCGGUGGUUCCCCCAAGCCCAACAGCCGCCGCCUCGCCGCUGUCACUCGCUGCCCCUACGCCUACACAAACUCGGUGGUUCCCCCAAGCCCAACAGCCGCCGCUGCAGCUUUCAGUGCCCUCAACGGCUGCUGCGCGGGGGUGGGCACCAGGAGAUCAGCUAAACUGUUAAUGAGUGCUGGCAGCAGUGAAGAAGAUAUAGAUGACAUUAUUGAUGAAAUCUGUAACGACAGCAGCUUUGCCAAAACACCUCUGAAAUUGAAGUCUAACUCUGCAAGUCUCACACCUGAAAGCAAUAGUGCUGUUGUACAGGCUCAUAGGAAAAGAUGCUGUCCAGUGUACCUGGGUGGAAGCUCUUCACCAUAUGGCAUAGGAACAAAUAUUUCAAAAAGAACAUGUGAUCAACUACGUUGUACUGCUUGCGACUUCCGUGUGUCACUUUUCAAUGACUACAUCUGGGAUCAGUCCUGUGAUUAUCUUUUUUUCAGGAAUAACAUGCCUGAGCUCAGUAAACUAAGAGCGAAGAUGAUAAAGAAGAAAGGAGCACGAGCAUAUGCUUGUCAGUGCAGCUGGAGAUCCAUUGAUGAAUUAACUGACCUCCAAACAGACCAGCAGCUUCGGUGGGUUUGUGGUAAACAUGCAGAAUGA